This is a messenger RNA of Pomacea canaliculata, 6663 nucleotides long. RefSeq names its product E3 ubiquitin-protein ligase TRIM33-like. Bases 1945 to 3597 code for a protein of 550 amino acids. NCBI's taxonomy places the organism in Eukaryota, Metazoa, Mollusca, Gastropoda, Architaenioglossa, Ampullariidae. The transcript is spliced from 7 exons. The record is from RefSeq and is a predicted model, not a curated record. Gene Ontology annotation, molecular function: zinc ion binding.
AAAAUGCCCAGAAGUCUGAAGUUAAAGUAAAAAAAAAUGUGUGAACAUUAUAAGUACUUUUCCUGCCGCUGACGUACAGAUUUUACCCGGAAAGUGGAGAUUUCAAAAAUGUUUAUUUGCUGUAUAGGUAAAACAUUAUGUUCUGUUCUUGUUGCCUCGUUGUUUGUUUAACAGGUGACAGCCCUUCCCACAUCAAGGCGGACAUAAAAAAAUUAAAGAAGAAGAAGCCUGAAGCAGCAAAAGAGGAAUAUUUGUGUUACUGACGAAGACAUUUAACUGCGUAGUGAUACCACCAAUAAGAACACUAGUUUGUUUUGUUAACCUGUUUAUUAUACGCGAAGAGUACAUAUGUUUUGCAUAUGAUUACUUUUUCUAUUGAUAGACAUUAACAACUAGGGGAAAAAUACAUAUUUUGCUUUUGUUUGAGCUACUCUUCACUCACCCGACACAAAAAGGAAAAGAGUAGGAAAAUCUUGAAAUUAAAAGAAGUCCGUGUUUUAUCUUGUGUAAACAAUACAAAAACGUCUACAUAAUAGUGUUUCCAGAAAUUAUUUUUUUAAAUUAAUAUCUUUAAAUUAGCAUUUACAUGAUUGUGUUCUGUAAUAAAAUGCUGCUUAUGAAUAAGCAAAUAUUUAUCUACCGUAAAAAUGAAAGAAAAAGGUUUAAAAAUAAAACCACUCAAUGUCCAGUUGUCAUCACUUGUUCACAAAGGUGUUGACGAUAGUAACACCAGAAAAAGUUUUGUACAACAGCGUAGAAGGUGGAAGAGCUACACACAGGCAGACUGUGCUGGACUCGAGAGUCUCGCUUCCCUUUCAUUGGUUUUGCUUUGUUUUUGUUGUCCACUAACUAAAAUUAUUAAUUACUUACAAUUAUUACUGACUUCAAAGUGAUUUUUUAAGACUAUGAAAUUUUCUUUGAUUCUAUUGACCCUUUAUUUGCAUCAAUGAAGAUGAAAGAGUGUAGCUAGUAAAAGACGAUUGGUCCUAACCGCCACCGAGUAUGUACUGCGCAUGCGCCGAAUAAUUUUAAAUUUGGUAGGGCUACGGGCCUUUCUAAUGCGAUUUAAUAGUAUUAUAAUGUGAAUCUUGUGUUAACCUGGAAAUCGCAGUCAGUAUAGGUAAAAUAUUUACAGUUCCUUUUUUGUUGUAGUUCUAUAUUGCACAAAAUAAAAUUUGUAAAUACUUCUGCGCUAUGAUUCUCAAGAGAAUGUACACAUAAAAUCAAUACUGAUCAAUAAUGAAGCCGAAAAUACACACGUACACAAACAAUCGCUAAUGAAGAUAAGAUUCUUUUCUUAAGUGAUGAGUACGCUACCUAGCACAGCUUUUAUUCAAUGCAACACGUUCAGCCCUGGAUCACACCAUCCACAGUCUAAUCAGGUCUUUUCAAAAGCUGUCAUUCCAUCCCAUUUCACACACUCUUGAUUUCUUACAAUGUGGCAGAAUAACCGAUCAUGAUGUAUAAUGUGAUUCAACGAAUUUCAACAGAAAUAAGUAGAGGUCACUGUAUAUGUACAAAAGAAUUUUUAAAAAGUAAUCGAUGUAAGCUAAGCCGAUUUCUCUAAAAUAAAAGAUAAAAAGGAACGAAACGAAAAGUGGAUUGAACUACUGUGACGGGAAUUCCCAGAUUAGUAGAUGUAAUUCUAUGAACGUCACGUAAACCUGAUUGUUAUUGUCACUGCUCCGCCUGUCGUGAUAGCGAGAAGACGUUGUGAAAGAUAAGUUUCUGGACAUUUUAGUCUGAAAUAUUGAGGUAUAUUGUCAGGCCAGACAGCCAACUCUCACCUAACUCGUUCAUUAGAAGGAGCGGCAGUAAGUAAACAGUAUCAUAACAUUGCAAUACACCACAUAUCGUUAACACAUUCGCCAACAUCUGGGUCAGUGGAUACAGCAACCCGCCAUCUUUGUGACAACAGUGUGACUCAGUAACUUAGAAUCCAGGAUGGCUGAGCCACACGAAAGAGAGUGUGCUGUGUGCACAGAAGAACUCACCACACCAAAGAUUCUACCCUGUGGUCAUCUCCUGUGUCGAGAAUGUGUCAUUUCCUGGAUGGAUUCCAAACCUGAUGCCGGGUGUCCGCUGUGUAGAUGUCCUAUAGUAGAGCAGUCAGAUGGAAGUUCGUCUGACACUGUUGACGCCCUGCCGACAGACUUUGUGAUGGAAGCGCUGGUGGAGAGCGCUCGUGUGCUGAGUAAAGAUCACCUUUGUUGUGUGUGUGAGGACGUCAGGGCGGACUUCAUCUGUCUGCAGUGUCAGGACAUGUUGUGUACAGCGUGUACAAAGGCUCACAGAAAACUUUCGAUGAGCCGCAGUCACGAUGUGGAGAGUAUCAGCACUGUGACACCUGAACGUCUGGCUGCCAGCCGCCCUGCACUGUGUGCUGACCACGGUGACAAACAGGCGGACAGCUUUUGCUUCUGUCACCGACUCGUUGUCUGCAAAUCCUGUAAGGUUCAGAAACACAGUGGAUGUUUAAAAGUAAGCGAUUUUGAUUUUGAAAUACAUUCAGCUGAAAACUCACUUACCCACCUAACAAAGAUUCUGGUAGAAGCGGAGCAGAAGCUAGAGCAGGCUAUAGGUCAGGUGACGUCACGUCUACAGGAAGUUGAUGUCAGCGAACAAGAAGACAUGGCGCAAGUAGACAAGACAUGUGACCGUCUUCACAAGCUGGUGGAAGAUUUUCGUGACAAGGUAAAGGACAAGACUCGUGUAUCACAUCUUCAAAUCAGGAAUUCAUUACGUGACGUCAAGACUGCCCUUAGCAACCGUGUAGGGAAGGUGACGUCACACAAACUCAUUGUGACGCGAGCGGUGGCAGUGUCACCACGUCCUGCACUGAUACACAUGACACAGGCUCUGACAGACAGGGUCAACAGCCUUGACCUCAGCGCUGACUUGAAACAAGUGGUGUGGGAGAUACCCUUGUCAAGUGCAGAAUGGAGUCAAGAAGUUGUGGGUCGGAUAAAAAACGAGCUCCUGAAAUUGGAGCAUCUGAGGACUAAGUUUAAAAAAAAGAGUUCCUUCUCAAGCUGCUCGUUUAAAGUGGAAAAGACUGAUAAGCAAAUCAAGUUUGACCCUCAGCCACCAGUCUUUGUGUUCCAUGACAACUGCGGAAAGAACAUUCGUCUGACGAACGGUAACAGGACCGCGGAGAAGAUAGAGCUGAAUACUAUCGGUGACUGGGUGGUCGUGUCACGUGACCCUAUGUUAGCGAACGUCUUGUAUGAAGUCAGAGUGGACGCAGUAACAGAUGGGUACACCGAGCUAGCACUGGGUGUGACAACAAUUUCUCCUGCAGGCCUUACUGUGACAACAUGGUCUACUGACCUGCAAGACUCCGUAAUCAUCAUGCCAGGUUGGGUCUUGUACCAGCAAAAACAUAUGGCGAUACCGCUCACAAAAGAACUCGGGAGACUUAAAGUCGGGAGUCGAGUCGGGGUACUGGUGACCUCAUGCAACGACCUUCACCUCUACAUCAACGGACAGGACCAGGGUGUUGCAGCAAAAAUUGCUACACAACCCUGGUUUGCUGUAUUUAGUAUUAGCAGUUCAGUUGUUAAGGUGACAGCCCUUCGUACAUCUUGGAGAACAUAAAGAAUAUCAGAGAACAAGGCUUAGAGAAUAAAAGUAGAAUUUUUUUGUGAUCGAGGAUGACACCAACCUGGGAGUUGAUAUUACCAAUGAGAGCUCUAGUGAAUUUGUUUUGUCAGACUGUUUGCUAUCCAAAACAAGACGAGUACACAUUGCAUCUGUGUAGGAUUUUUUCCAGUUGAAAGAGAUUAACAAAAAAAAAAUAAAGCUACCUCCCCCUUACACACACACAUAAAGAAAAGAGGGAAAACUUUUUAGCAUGAAGAGGAGUGGGAUGAUAUAUUAUUUUAGCAAAUAUAAUAUAUUGUGUCAGCACUAUAUAAGUAUACACAUAAGUGCUGCUGUCAAUUAGUUACUUGUUAAAUACCUUGAAUCGACCUUUGGCUUCUGGUUGUGUUCAUUAAUUUUGAAAAAAGGUUGUUCAUAAGUUACUGUUUAUCAACAAUUAAAAUAAUCAUACGUUGUGUGCUUUGCUCCUGCUACAUAAUAAGUAAAAUUAUUACGUACAGUUUCUGUGCCUCUGCGUGAAGAAAAUUUCUCUAUUCAUUUGUUAAAAAAAAACUUUCCAUACUGAGUAGGUAAACACUUUCACGAGGCACUGAGUCAUAGCUCACAUCUUAAUGUUUUGCUUUAGCUUUAACGCAGUUUUGUGAAAAUGAGUGAAAUGCACAGCAGACAGUACAGUAGUUGUAAAUACACUGUACGUGACUUGUAAACACUUCUGUGGAAAGCUGCUUAACUGUGAUUUAUGGUGGCGGUGGUACGACUGAGUUUAUUGUGUGUCUUCUUCUGGUUUAAGAAAAGAUAAAAUGGCCUCUAAAAAUACGACUAAAGGAAAGCAAAAGAGAAAAAAGGGGAACUAGUAACGAUGAUAGUAUGUUGAGCAGUUCUACUCAAACACUACAAAGCUCAAAGGAUGAAAUCAAAUGUAACUGCCUGUUAGUCUCAGAAUAAACCUUUUAAUAGGAAAUAGACUUUAGAAAUUCCUUGAAUAUAAUAAUGUGCAUCAAUCUGCACUCAGGUUUGUUUUCUUCAGCUCGGUGUCACAGAGACUAAUGUUAUUGAUAUACUCAGUUGUGAUUUUAACAAUACAAUAAAGCGACUCACAGUUCAGUUAUCUGACACAUCGAUGAGCUAAGAUGUUAAACUGAUUUUAUGGGGAUUUCAUCAGUUCAUGUUUUCAGUUUGCACUUACUAAAGAUGUGUUUUCUUGUUUAUAUGGUUUUAAUAUAUCGGCUGAAAAUUAUGGUUAAUGUGUGAACCCUAUUCUUUGUCUUGGAAACACAGUCCGAUAAUACCGCGGACGUGUGUAGGUGGACUGAUUGAUGUCUGCCGAAACCAACACUAAGCCUCUUGUAAAGCUCUUCACUGUUAGUCUCAACAAUUAAUAUUACUUAACCGGAAGAUUUGUAUACCCCAGCCUCAUUUUAGUAGUUAACUGUAAACAAUCGUCACAUGCCUAAUGAAUCAACAAUGGGUGCUUUGUACUGUACUGUGCCAACCUCUGUUACUGAUGUCAUCACGUGACUUUCUAACUAGACACUAGGACUCCAUGUGUGAUGGAAUGAAUAUAGCGACUCCACAUUCUGAGACAUCCUAAAGCAACAAUGUUUAGUUGAUUUCUUACUUACUUUGUAAAAUUAUCGCUUUUUGUGAUUGUGUAUGCUACAUAUGAGUCUUCCUGCUUUGUUUUAAUAUGUGGGCUGAACAUAGGCUAUAUAUUAUAUAUUAACGCCAUCUGUUGGCUUUUGACCCUGUAAUCGAUUUUGUGUUUUAAUAUUUAGUAAAACUUAAUGAGAUUAGCAUGUGUGUUAAAGAAACUCGUUAGAAAUAAAAUCUAAUAAUAUUUAAAUUUCUAUAUCGUUUAAUUGUAUUUUCUUCUUACGCUUGGAUUCUUUAAUACACGAGGGAUUGACAGCACAAACAGACACGUGGCCUGCCUUAAAAAAUGUUUAUAAAAAUUGAUUUUUUGAAUCACUUUUUUUCUUGUUUUUCAUCAACUGUAAACAGAAGAGUAGAAGUUGAUAGAUUUGUAUAUAUAGGAACCACAACUCAGAUGUACAAAUAACGAUACACAAUCAACGACAUACACAGACUAAUAUGAUAUUUCGCUUGUAUUUUCAAGUACAGUAUAUAUAUAUAUAGCUAUUGUCUCACAUAGUGAGAUAAAGAAUGAACCUUUUUUGAAUUUUUUUUAUACAUUCUUACAUAUUUUAAUUUUUAUAUUCUUUGGGAUUCGUCAAUUGUAAGCAUAAAUUUAAAAAAAUAUUCAAUAGAAGAACUAAAAUGUAAUCACCUGUGCGUUUGAUGUUAAUCGCCAGGCAACACAGAGAGUCAAAUAUUUCAUGAAAUUGUUACUGUCCUUAAGUUUUGUCUGUUGUAUAGCCGACUACAACUCAAAUGUUAGACUUAAGUAAAAAAAAAAAAAGGUUGUUGCCCCUGUCUGUUGUUAGGGAUUAUUGCCCUUACCAGUAUGAGAGUGUGUUUGCUGCGUCGUAGUUUCGCGUCAGAACCCGACGUCAUUUUAUGACGUAAUUUUAGAGGGACGUAGCGUGAAAAUUAUUUGGAAGAAGGCAGACGGUUGUGAGAAGUGAAGAGAGGCGGACUGAAAGUGUGGAGUGUCCGCUUUGGAUCUUGUGUGUCGAUCCCAGAGAAUAUAUUCGUGGUGUUUGCUUUGGAUCUUGUGUGUUGAUCCCAGAGAAUAUAUUCUUAGUCGUCGACUAGAUAUCUGCCAAGUCAGCACUUACUCCUAUUAAGAACCGGAACGUGUAUGUGGUUUCCCCUAAAAGUUUUGUUCGUGGAUAUCAGUCAAGUGUUGCCAAGACUGCACAACUUCUGGACCAGGGAAAGGGAGGAAUUUACCAGGACGUUUUAUUUUUGGGUUGCACAGACGUUCACUUCAGGCAGUGCGGUGUGAGUAACUAAGACUUUAACGAAAUAUUCAAAAACAUACGUCAGCUUUGAUUUACAUGCCGUGGUGUGGAAGACCUACAGACUUUAUAUAUAUGUAGUUCGCAGUAUCGUGUUUGUGUGUUUAAUUUUGACUGAUAUAAAAGUUUUGUUUGCCCA